AUGCUGACUGACUUGCCAGGUCUGGCCUCCUCGAGGCGCAAGUCUCGGAAGGUGCACUUUUCCGCACCCUCGAGUGUUCGACGAACGAUUAUGAGCGCUCCUCUGAGCAAGGAAUUGAGAGAAAAGCACAAUGUCCGCAGCAUUCCCAUCCGAAAAGACGACGAAGUCACCGUGGUCCGAGGAUCGAACAAAGGCCGGGAAGGAAAGGUCACCUCCGUCUACCGAUUGAAGUACCUCAUCCACAUCGAGCGCGUUUCCCGCGAGAAGUCAAAUGGCCAAUCCGUCCCUCUCGGCAUUCACCCCAGCAAAGUCAUCGUCACCAAGCUCAAGCUCGACAAGGACAGGGAGAACCUCCUGGACAGAAUCGCAAAGGGCCGUGAAGCCGUCAAGUCGGAGUAA
Capronia epimyces CBS 606.96 is the source of this 399-nucleotide messenger RNA. Its product is annotated as 60S ribosomal protein. Lineage: Eukaryota; Fungi; Ascomycota; Eurotiomycetes; Chaetothyriales; Herpotrichiellaceae. Gene Ontology annotation, biological process: cytoplasmic translation; ribosomal large subunit biogenesis. Gene Ontology annotation, molecular function: RNA binding; structural constituent of ribosome. Gene Ontology annotation, cellular component: cytosolic large ribosomal subunit; ribosome. The transcript has 2 exons. The record is from RefSeq and is a predicted model, not a curated record. Bases 1 to 399 code for a protein of 132 amino acids.